AGCUUCACUGGAAAUAGCUCUCCUUCUAAGUUUUACUUAAAAUAUCACAACUGUCCAACUGGACUAAUAAUAGAAAAAUGGAGAUGGUCCGUUUUCUCUGGCAAGACAAAAUCCUUGAAAUACAACACAUUCUGGUGGAAUUUGCAUCGUCGAUACAUGGGCGUCGUACCGCAUUUAUUAAGAUCUGAGAAGUUCUUUGAUCCUGCGGCGAAAUUUCACGUCCAUAAUAUACCUUCUGCUGGGUACAGUUAUUUCAAGGAAUCCUUGAAUGUACCCUUUGGUUCUACGGCAUUUAACUUACCUCUUCACAAAUGCGACAUUUAUGGUUCGAAGAAUGUGGGAAAGUUCUUAAGAUUGGAAAAAGGUUCAACAGCAUGA
Mycetomoellerius zeteki is the source of this 378-nucleotide messenger RNA. RefSeq names its product angiotensin-converting enzyme-like. The transcript has 2 exons. Gene Ontology annotation, molecular function: peptidyl-dipeptidase activity; metallopeptidase activity. NCBI's taxonomy places the organism in Eukaryota, Metazoa, Arthropoda, Insecta, Hymenoptera, Formicidae. The annotation marks the transcript as partial. Gene Ontology annotation, biological process: proteolysis. The record is from RefSeq and is a predicted model, not a curated record. Gene Ontology annotation, cellular component: membrane.